AAUACCAAUUAGAAGGUCUAAGACGACCCAGAAAGCACUUGAUCAUAUCAUGAUCUGAUUUGUAAGCCUACUCGGGUCUUGAGUAUUUACUUGUAAGAACGGAAUUCUUUGUUUUGUAAUGGAUAGUUGCAAUUCCAUAAAAAAAGAAUUCAGUCAAAUUUUUCUUACAUUGAACCAUUCCUCUAUCAUAUAUGUGGAUGUGUAAAGACAGGUACCAUAUAUAUAUUUUAUAUGGAUAUAUGGAUUCAUUUGGUUCUUUUUAUUCUUGCUCGAGCUGGAUGAUUAAAAAUUAUUAUGUCCAGUUCCCUCGGGGGAUGGAUCUAUAAGAAUUCACCUAUCCCAAUAACAAAAAAACCUGACUUGAAUGAUCUUGUAUUAAGAGCUAAAUUGGCUAAAGGUAUGGGUCAUAAUUAUUAUGGAGAGCCUGCAUGGCGCAAAGAUCUUUUAUAUAUUUUUUCAGUAGUAAUUCUAGGUACUAUUGCAUGUAAUGUAGGCUUAGCCAUUUUAGAACCAUCAAUGAUUGGUGAACCGGCAGAUCCAUUUGCAACCCCUUUGGAAAUCUUACCUGAAUGGUAUUUCUUUCCUGCAUUUCAAAUACUUCAUACAGUGCCCAAUAAAUUAUUGGGGGUUCUUUUAAUGGUUUCAGUACCUGCGGGAUUAUUAACAGUACCUUUUUUAGAGAAUGUUAAUAAAUUCCAAAAUCCAUUUCGCCGUCCAGUAGCGACGACUGUCUUUUUGAUUGGUACCGCAGUCGCCCUUUGGUUGGGCAUUGGUGCAACAUUACCUAUUGAUAAAUUCCUAACUUUAGAUCGUUUUUAA
This is a messenger RNA of Capsicum annuum, 819 nucleotides long. Its product is annotated as cytochrome b6-f complex subunit 4. The coding region runs from base 295 to 819 and encodes 174 amino acids. The transcript has a single exon. Gene Ontology annotation, biological process: mitochondrial electron transport, ubiquinol to cytochrome c; photosynthetic electron transport chain. Lineage: Eukaryota; Viridiplantae; Streptophyta; Magnoliopsida; Solanales; Solanaceae. The record is from RefSeq and is a predicted model, not a curated record. Gene Ontology annotation, cellular component: thylakoid membrane.